Molecule: messenger RNA, 2493 nt
Organism: Hyphopichia burtonii NRRL Y-1933
Lineage: Eukaryota; Fungi; Ascomycota; Pichiomycetes; Serinales; Debaryomycetaceae
Gene: NUP84
Product: Nup84p
Exons: 1
Coding region: 1-2493 (830 amino acids)
Biological process (GO): regulation of DNA-templated transcription; protein import into nucleus; mRNA export from nucleus
Cellular component (GO): nuclear pore outer ring; nuclear pore
Molecular function (GO): structural constituent of nuclear pore
Source: RefSeq, a predicted model, not a curated record
AUGAAAGUGGUUGACGCAGGUGACGGGCUUGGGACUUCAAGCGAGGCAACCGGCAGUACUGAGGUGCAAUUCGCCCAAGUGCUUGAGAACUUCCAGGCUGGAAACAAGGAUGAUCCAUUCGUUUUGAUCCAAGAAUUCAAAUCCAUUAGUGCUCAGAAAGCUUUGCAAGUCGCCAGCCAGAUGGGCGAAGCCCCUGAUCUUGAAACCCGGUUGGAGUUUGAAAAUUGGGAUCUUGAAACUAGAUUGUGGAACUUGGUAGAAACCUUAUACUCAUAUAGAUUAUCCAAGGAAAGCCAGGAAGAACCAAUUCCUGAAUACAAGUUUUCGUCAUUCCAUGUUAAGCGUGAAAACUGGCUUAGGCAAAACCCAAAGAUCAAAGAACUCUCUUUAAUUAUCUAUUGGCUCCAAGAGAACUCUAAAACUAUAAGUAUUUCCGAUGAAAAAGUUGAAACUAAUGGGAAAUGGCAAAAUACUAGAAUCAAAAUUAGUAACAAUGACUUGUCUGCAUUGACCGGUAAAAACGAUCAAACCUUGAUUGAUAAUUUAGAUUCGGAUGCCCCUUUAAGGUCAGAUAAAGAUAUUGAUCCUCAAGAUGACUCGGUUGAUUCCAAGAACUUUUCACUCAUUUAUAAAUUGGUAAUUGCGAAUAGAAUAGAAGAAGCCAUUGAUUUGGCAAACAGUACUGGGAAUUUCACUCUCGCUUUAAUCUUGCUUGGUGCCAAACAAGAUUAUAUCGAUCCAAUAGUUGAUAAAGAAACAUUACUUAAUAAAGAAAGUGAUAUGCUUGUUGAUGUAAGUGGAUUGGAAAAUAGUGAGGAAGUAGCAUCGGGAUUGAAACAUAAAUUAUUGUGGAUUAAAACUGUUUAUAAGCUUUCUCAACUGCCUAAUCUUAACCCAUAUGAAAAAUUGAUUUAUAAAUUUUUAAGUGGUAAUGAUAUUAGCAAUAAUUUAAAAGCUGCAUCUUUGAAUUGGGAAGAGCAUCUUUUACUAUAUUUGAAUCAAUUGUUUAUGCAUAAUUUACAAACUUUCAUUACUUCUCGUUUAUCACCGCAAGAACAAGAACAAGAAAAUCUUGCAUUCCCAGUAAUUAACCCUCAAUUCAAUACUAUCAACGGUAUAUUGAACUCAUUACUGCUGGCUGAUAAUGAAAUCUCCGAACAAAGUACUCAUCCAAUAAGAAUAAUACUAGGUAGUUUAAUGAUUGACCAAGUUCCUCAAUUCUUAUCUAAUUCGGUCAAAUCAAUUACUAAAUCUCCAGAUGCUUUAAUUAAUCAAUUUCUUUCAAGAAUUAUUAUUCAUUUAGCAAUCUUUUUAUUAUAUGUCGAUAAUACUGUUUUGUUGGCUGGGAAAACAAUCACUAAAUUGAUUACUUUUUAUAUUUCCAAAUUGCAAAGUGGCGGUUAUAAUUCUCAAAUUCCAAUAUAUUUAUCCUUCAUUCCAGAUGAAAAAGAUGCUAGAGAGUGUUAUUCAUUAUUUCUUUCAACUAUUGUUGAUCCAGAAGAAAGAGCAAAACAAAUACGCUUGGUUAAAAGAUUCGGCCAAUUUAAUAAUAAUCAUAAUACAAUCACGGAUGAAUCUUCAGCAACUACUACUAGCACAGAAGAUUUUGUCGAAAAUGAAGACAAGAUGGUGAAUGUUUUCAGAAGAACCGUUGAGCGUGUGAUGAAUGAAACAGAAAAAUAUUAUACCCCAACCAAUCAAAUUUCAAUUGAUUCAUAUGGAUCAGAUGAAUCCAAGAUUAAUUCAAUCGAUCUUAAGGUCUUCAAUGCAGUUGAAUGGUUCUACGGUAGUAACAUGUAUGAAGAUGCUAUAUUGUCUUCCUUGGUUGUUAUUCGUAGAUUUUUAUUGACAGGUAGAUUAUCAAGUUUGAAACACUUUGCCCGCGGUAAAGAUUUCAAGGCAUUAAUUAAAAGUUAUGAUGCUGAUUUCUACACUAAAUCUUUAGGCAGUAAUGAUUUUGUAUCAUCUAUUACCGAUGAAAGUAAAGAAGAAUUACUACAAUACUCAUCUUUGGUGGAAGGAUUACAAUUUUUGGAUGAUUGGACUUCAUUUUUAACAAACAAUAAAAUUAAUGGAUCUUCUCAAAGAUUAUUCUGGCAAUCGCCAGAUAUCGAAAAGUCAAUUGAAAAAGUGACUAGUAAAAUUAAUGGUUUAAUCAUUCAAUGGUUUAAAGAUUUAAUUCAAUCAACAAACUUGGAUGAAAAGGAAAAAUCGAUAUUUGAUGAAAUCAGAUCAAUAUACGUUCCUUAUUUGAUAAUGGAAUUGAUCAAGAUAUACGAAGUUGCUAGAUAUAGAGAUUGGAAAUACAUUAAGAAAGCAUUUAAAUUAAUAAGUGACGUUGCCAAUGAAGAAGAAAAUGACUAUUUGAAAUGCUUCCUUCGUUGUGGUAGAUUAAAUGAAUUCGUUAAGAGAUCGGGAGAACUAGCAGUAGUGGCGAGUGAACGAGGUAUUAAUGGGAUUUUCCCAAAAUCAAAUCAAAAGCUCGAAAUCUAA